AUGUCCUCGUCCGACUACUCACCUGUCUACGCCAACGACUGCAACCAACAGCUCCCUUCACACCCCUCACACCCCUCGGCUGCCCGCAACUCGCAGUCACCCUUGACGGGCCACGACCCAAACUUCCUCGACCAGGUCCUGCCGCCCUUCGACCCCUCGUCUCAUCGAGCCUCACCAUACGAAUACCCAUUCAGCGACGUCUUUGACGGCCCAUAUCGCCCUGUGCCCUCGCCCUCGCCACCCCUUGCCAACUUCCUCGACAACAUCCUAAACCCCGCGGGCCUCGAUCACAACAGGUUCUCGCCCUUUGUCUAUCAUCCGUCUCCUCCCCGCUACUUCCCUACUACAGCGGACGACAUGCCACCAACUACACGCACCCGUCCACAAAGCGCCCAGCGACCGGCACGCCUGCCGAAUGGCUAUGUUGACCUGACAGCCACGCCAGACUCUCCGCCGCAGCGAAGGAAGAGGACAUCGCCAACACCAGGCCCGUCAGCGAAGCGCCAGAAGCGAGGAGAUGCCACACCCGCGCCGCGAGAUAAUGUAGAGCCCAUCAACGUGGAAGAGGUGGACCUGACAGUCGACAAGCCGUCGGUGCAGGAAAUACUGCAGAAGCAGCGCGCAGAUGCCGUCAAAGCACAGGCAAAGCCAGAGGAGCAGCCUACAACCUUCAACACCUUCACUUGCGUCAUAUGCAUGGACAAUCCCACCGACCUCACUGCUACCGCCUGUGGUCACCUCUUUUGUCACACAUGUCUCAUGGAAGCUCUCAUAGCCGGAGAGAACCGCACUGGGCCAGGCGAACCGAAGCGAUCACAGUGCCCUGUAUGCCGAAAGACCAUCAGCCGCACAAAAGCUGCCGACAUCAUACCACUCCUGCUGAGGAAAGGUCUAGCUACUCAGCCGAGGAAGAAGGCUGUAGCAGUACCUGCUGCCACGGCCCCAAAGGUACAGUAG
Cucurbitaria berberidis CBS 394.84 is the source of this 957-nucleotide messenger RNA. RefSeq lists its product as uncharacterized. The record is from RefSeq and is a predicted model, not a curated record. The transcript has 2 exons. Lineage: Eukaryota; Fungi; Ascomycota; Dothideomycetes; Pleosporales; Cucurbitariaceae. Bases 1 to 957 code for a protein of 318 amino acids.